Messenger RNA from Actinia tenebrosa (Australian red waratah sea anemone), 2709 nucleotides. RefSeq names its product nonsense-mediated mRNA decay factor SMG7. Gene Ontology annotation, cellular component: telomerase holoenzyme complex. Gene Ontology annotation, biological process: nuclear-transcribed mRNA catabolic process, nonsense-mediated decay. Gene Ontology annotation, molecular function: telomeric repeat DNA binding; telomerase RNA binding; protein binding. NCBI's taxonomy places the organism in Eukaryota, Metazoa, Cnidaria, Anthozoa, Actiniaria, Actiniidae. The record is from RefSeq and is a predicted model, not a curated record.
UACAAUACAGCAAGAUGAAGGUUUUAUCAUGGCGGCUGUUGUUUGUCCGGGACCUCAAGCUUUAAGACAAGCAGAAGUGCUUCGGGCGAGCUUGAAAGGUAGUUUUGAGGACUUCAAUGUGGGCAGUUCAGGAUGGUCUUCAAGGCAGAUGCUACAGGAUUUAUACAAGAAUAUCCUGUUGAAUGACCUGGAGUUUGCCCUGGAUAAGAAAGUAGAACAAGACUUAUGGAAUUAUUCAUUUAAAAGCCAGAUCGAUUUCUUAAGACAUCAAACAAAAGAUAAUAAGGGCUCAAAGUCAAGUGAGAUACAGGCUGUUUUAUCGUUAUUUCUUGAAGCAGCCAGUGGCUUUUAUAUUCAGCUCUUGCAAGAAUUUUGCCUUCAUUACAAUCUUGAUCUUCCGGGACACACAAAGUCCUCUCACCUUGGCAUCUUAGAAGAUGGAAAUGUUGAUAAUCUAAAUAAGAAACCUCACACUCAAUCAUGUUACUAUGUGUGUCAAGACUGCUUGGUUCAUUUAGGAGAUAUAGCCAGGUAUUGUGAUGAUUCCAGUCAGGCUGAAUUGUUUUACAGACAUGCACUGGUCCUUGUGCCUUCUAAUGGUCAGCCAUACAACCAACUAGCCAUUCUAGCAAGUGCCAAAGGAGACCAACUUGGGACUGUUUAUUUCUACUGUAGAAGUAUUGCAGUAAAAAACCAGUUUCCUGCUGCAUCAACCAAUCUUCACAAGAUAUUCACCAAAAUAUGCUCCAAGAACAGUACAAUUUCCAGCACAGAUGGCAUCUCUAAUGCAGAAUUUUUCCACCUGUUCCUCAAGUUUCAUGGACACAUAUAUCUUGAUCAGGAUUUGAGUGAAGCAAGACAGCUGAAGAAUACCAUAGUUGAGGGUUUCAAAUUUCUACUCCAGCAAGAUGCAUUGAAGCUAGAUGAUUACAUUCAUUUAGCGGCCAUUACUUUGUUUAGUUUGUAUCACAUUAAAUCAAGUGGAGUAGAUGAUUUGGAGGAGUUUGAUUAUAUCGGCAAAGAUGAUGAGGAUGGUUUUCAGCUGGCUCUAGAAUUUGCAGUCAAUUUCUUCAAUGCUGUGCUAGCCCACCUAACUAACCAAACCAACAAUGAUCAUCCUCUACCAAGCCAAACCCUGGUCUACCUUAGUGUGUUUUGCCAAUGGAUUGCUGGUAAUGCAUCUAGUGCCUGGAGAGAGGAUACUAUCAAAUCUGGAGUUGCAUGGGACAAGUUUGCAUUGCUUUUGAACCAACUGAGUUGUGAAAACUUCCAUAUCGACAUACCAGAUACUCCACUUUAUGAAGACUGGGAAUUACAUGCCUUCAUUCCCUUGAACUCAUUCCACAAAAAGCUCAAUUAUACAAYGAAGAAAACACAGGUGGAGAAUGAACAUAUGCAUAGGGUAUACCGCCUCCUUCAGUUUGGUAAUAAACUGUCUAGCCAUUCACCCAGAAUCUUGUCCAAAGUUGAAGAUGUAGCAACAGGACUUUCCAAAUUUUCUCCUCGCAUUGAAUCAAGUACAUCUGAAAACAGUUUCAGCCUUCAGGAGAUCGCAACAAGGUUACCAGGGGAAGUAGAUCUGGAYAUAGCUGGACAAAAGUUGCCCUCUCUCCCAACCCCUACGUUUUUACCUCAGAAAGCAUCGUCACCCACACCCUUCGCCGAGACAAGCUCUCUCUUCAAUAACGCAAGUCAUGGAGUUAUUGGUGGCCCUGUUCAGGGAGCACCUUUGUCUACACCGCAAGUACCACAAUAUUCUCUUUUUCAGUCUGGCUGGAAAGCACCUCUUACUUCUGCUUUCGGCACUACUGGAUCGACAUCACCUUCUCCUACAGAAAAGCCCUUUACAAAUGAAAGAACUCCCCAUCCUGACCAGUCUCCGGUAGGGCAUAAAUUCCUAAACCAAGGAACUUUACCUGGUGCGGUGGGAGAAUGCCAGCCAAUCAGCAGUGUUGGCCCUACAUUUCCAGACGCUUCCAGACCCCCAGGCUAUUCAACACCAUCACCAGGACCUCUCGAUGGGUUUGGGUUGAGUGAGAACUGGGGAUCUGGAGUGUGGGGACCUGUGAAAAUUGGUGCUGCAAAUAAUAACCCAGCACCAACGCAGCAAGUGCAGUCGAUGUGGGGUCAAGAAUUCUCACCCAGCCAAGGAAUGUCACCUCUGCAACAGCUGCUUCACGACCAACAGAAACGUAAAGAUAACGGAACGUGAAGAGAAACCAGCCCGUGUCAAAGGUUAAAAACAAGUACACCAGCAACUGGACUGAACCGACAGGCGUUUCUAUCCUGGUGUCAGUAACUCAUGGGUUAUCCCAAUCCAAAUUUACUGAGGUCCAUGCAAUGAUAUUUUGACUUGAAAUAUCUCAUUCCGCCUGUUAAGUAUGCAAAACUUUGGCAGAUCAUUUUCAAUUUACAUCAAAUUUGCAGUUAGAACAAGAUGGUGCUUCUGUUAAUAGUCGAAUAGUUUGCAUUUUGCUCUAGUUCUGAGAAUCAGGUUAGAGUAAUGAGCACUGAUAUUCUUAUUGCUAUUCUCACGCUGGUUUGUAAGACGAUCAACAAUGAAGCACGAGCAUGAUUCGUAUUAUGCACCUCCACGAAGCAUGAUAAAGAAUAGUUUGAUAGAAUUCAGAAUAAGAAUUAAAAUUGUCAGUGACCGUUGUUGAGGCCAUAUUGUUAGAAAGCUCACUUCAAUAAAUGCAUUGUCUGUUA